AUGGUAAAAAGAUAAGCUAAAGAAUUACAUGGUGCACUUUCAGAUUAUGUUACACAAUGUAAUGUUUCAAAUACUGUUGGAAAUGUCACCUCUAUCGCAGGAACUGCUCUCAUGUUUACUCCAGCGUUUGCGGUUGGAAUCGGAAUGGUCAUUUUUGGAUGUUCAACUUCCGUUGGAUCUCAAGUAGCAAAAGAUAAAUUUGAAUCCUAUUACAAACAGCAAAUUGAGAAAAUACUUCAAGACGACAAAAGAGAAAGUCAAAAAGUGGAAGAACUGAUUGAACAUACUUAGGAAAUUUUAUCUAAUUCAAUACAAAAAGCAUGCUAGUUUUUAAUAAAAGGAGGUUUAAACGUAGGUGGAUGUGGAUUAUAAGCAUUAAAUGCAUUCUAAAAAGCCGGAAAUGUUGCUGUUUUUGCAGGAAAAGGUAUCCAAGUCGGAAAAGGCUUUCAAGUUGCUAGUAUAGUACAAGAGGGAGCAUAAUUGGCUAACAUUGUUUAAAAGGGAGCCUAAGUAGCUAAUGUCGCUUAAGGAGGAGUAUAAGCAGCUAAUGCUAUUUAGGGGGGAGUACAAGUAGGUAAUGUUGUCUUAAGAGGUGGUACCUCUCUUUCGAAUUUAGGAAAAUUGAGUAGUUUGACAUAGGCUACUAGGCUCAGUUCCUUAUCAGUUAUUUCGACUGGCUAAGCUGUAUAAAAUGUAGGAAGAGUUACAUUUUUAUCUUCUAGUACAGUAAACGUUGGAGCAACAGGUGGGAAAUUAGCAGGAAUAUCUGCUUCAAAAGUUAUACCAGUAAUGGGUGUUGUUUUUUCAGUAGCAGAUAUAGCAUUUACUUGGGGCUCAAUAAAUCAAACUAUUGAUUAAAUUUAAAAGCUUGAAAAUAUAAAAGAUAUAGAAAUAAAAGGCGUAGAAGAGAAACUAAAAGUAUGGGAAGCUGCAAAAGAUGAAAUUUACAGUACUUGUAGCUUCGCUGAAAAUGGAUUGAUUGAUUAUGAUGAUUAAUCAGAAAGUAGCGAUAGUUUUUAUGAAGAAAGUGAUUUGGAAGGCGAGUAUAGUGAUGAAGAGGUUAAUUUAAAACUAUAGUUAUCCGAGGACGAGGAAGAAAUUAAAUUUUCAGAGAUCCCUAAUAAUGCGUAAAUUCAAACUGUAUGUGGUGUUAGAACAAAAGAACAAAUCAAAAAUAACUCAGAUGGUUUUAUUGAUUCUAAGUAAAUGAGAUUUAUUAGAAAGAAAAAUAACCCUGAAUAGAUAAGUUGCGUUGUUUUGAUUAGAGCUGCAGCUAAGCCAUGUACUAAUUUUAGAUCUAAGCAUUUAGCUUCUAAUUAUAAAAGUGCAAGACACAAGAGCGUUGAAGCUCUAAAAGCAGGAUAAGAUAUUAAUACUGUUAUUGUUUGUCCGAGAGAGUAGGAAUCCACUUAAAAUUUGAAUUAGAACCAAUAAAAUGCUAAAAAAUAUUUUGAAACAGAGUAUAAACCUUAAGAUAAAGAGAAAAAGCUUGAUAAAACUAAAACAAAAAUAUGUACAAAAGAGUAAAAAGUUUAUGAAGUCGAAAUAUUCGAAUUUAAAUUAAAUUAGCAUAAAUAAGUAGAAUCAAGGAUGUAUAUUACUAAUGCUUUUGUUGAUUUGAUUGAUACUUUCGAGGUUUAUCAUUUUGCAAAUAGAGAAUAGUAUACGAGAGAAAUGGGGCAAGUAAACGGUGAAUUGUUGGAAGUUUUUAGAUUGGACAGUUAUUAAUCUCUAGGAUAUUUAAGAAAAGAGAUUAAAAAAUUGAAAAAGAAUAAAACAAUAGAUAAAAAAAAUAGAGAGAAAUAAAUUGAAAUUCUUAAAGAAGAUAUAGAUUGGAAAAGAUAAACAAACAGAGUAGUAAGAAAUCACAUAAAUGAGAUAAGAAGAAAAAGAAGAUUAUAUGAAAUUCGUAGAGAAAAAGAGAUAAGAGAAAUAAAGAAAUAACAAGAGAGAGAAAAAGAGGGACAUCAAGUGAGAAGAGAAGAAGAGAGUUAGCAAGAGAGAGAAGAAAAAGCGAAUUAGCAAGCGAGAAAAGAAUACGAAAGAAGAUAAGAAAAGAAAAGGAAAGAAUAGGAGGAAAUAGAUUUUUAUGAGAACUUAUUAAGGGAUUGA
Molecule: messenger RNA, 2112 nt
Organism: Stylonychia lemnae
Lineage: Eukaryota; Ciliophora; Spirotrichea; Sporadotrichida; Oxytrichidae
Source: the annotation of a GenBank genome assembly